AUGUCUCACGGGUUUACUAAGGAGCAGGUGGCUGAGUUACACCAAGCUUUCGAUAGUGUUGACAAGAAUAAGGAUGGCCGUAUCAACGUCCAGGAACUUGGAGACGUAAUGAAGCAGAUGGGUAAGAACAUGCCAGAGAAGGAUCUGAAAGCUCUCAUCUCCAGGGUAGACACAGAUGGCGAUGGCACCAUUAGCUUUGAAGAAUUCUUGACCGCCAUGGAGAAGUAUAAGAAAGGGAGCAAGGAGGAGCUGCAGGCUGUGUUCCGGGUCUUUGACCAGAAUGGUGAUGGGUACAUCACGAUGGACGAGCUCAAGCAAGGCUUGUCCCAGAUGGGUGAGACGCUGUCCGAGGAGGAGCUGAAUGACAUGAUCCGUGUGGCUGAUGCAGACCAAGAUGGGAAGGUGAACUAUGAGGAGUUUCUGAGAGUCUUCCUCGAGAAGUGAGAAGUGAGACUGCUGGAUGCAAGCCCCGCCU
This is a messenger RNA of Rattus rattus (black rat), 475 nucleotides long. RefSeq names its product calmodulin-4-like. Gene Ontology annotation, molecular function: calcium ion binding; enzyme regulator activity. The transcript has a single exon. Lineage: Eukaryota; Metazoa; Chordata; Mammalia; Rodentia; Muridae. The coding region runs from base 1 to 444 and encodes 147 amino acids. The record is from RefSeq and is a predicted model, not a curated record.